This is a messenger RNA of Lachancea mirantina, 687 nucleotides long. The record is from the annotation of a GenBank genome assembly. NCBI's taxonomy places the organism in Eukaryota, Fungi, Ascomycota, Saccharomycetes, Saccharomycetales, Saccharomycetaceae.
AUGUCCCAGGUCACGCCCGUUGAAAAAAUUCGUGUGACGGAGUUGGUCAACAACAAUUUCCAUUUGCAUACUCCAUCGACGCCUCAGUCAGAUGCACUUGGAGUUUCAAGACCAAAAAGGUCACCAGUAUAUUCACCUUCUGUCGAACAACAAAAGCUUGUGAGCGUCAUUGCCACACUACUUUCAGCUUUAACCUCGAAUUUCUCGAAUCACAAGAUUAAUAACUCCAAACAGCAUGUGGCUGCCUUUCUAACGACAGUUUUGAAACGAUCUAGGUGCUCCAAAGCGGUGACUAUCUUGGCAACAUUCUACUUCCACAAGCUUUACAGCUCAAAGUUGCACAGUGUCGUUGACCUACCGGAAUUUUCACGUUGUUCCAGGCGCAUUUUUCUAUCGUGCCUUAUUUUGGCCCAUAAGUAUCUAAAUGAUCGAAGUUUCUCCAUGGAAACAUGGCAUUGCGUCAGUGGAUUGCCAUCUCGUGAUAUUUCCUCUAUGGAGAGAUGGUGUUUGAACAAGCUCGAAUAUGAACUUUUCGUGACAGGUGAAGCACUACUAGAGUGGCAAAAUACCGUGCUACAUUUCGGCAAAGUGACCCCGGCCUCUAACAAGAGAUUAAGAGACGAAGUUGAUGAAUGUGAGGAUGCAUGGAUGCCCGCCAAGAGGCUUGCCUCCGCUGUUGUGCAUUGA